ACUCGUCCACUUCCAAGCAAAAAGGCCAUUCCAUCCGUAAACAUUUUUUGCGAUAUGAAGCCCCCGAGCCCGAUGACCGAUUCAGAAUAUCAUUCCGAGUUAUGCCAAGACCGCAUUUGGCUGUUGCCUUACAGCCGACCGCGUCAUAAAAUUUCAAAACAUAUCUAAACGACCUCGAAAAAGCGCCAAGUAAUCGUCUUGAUUUAUGUCUCACCUCCGCUAAUCACCAAUCGAGAAAGAAAUUACCUUCAUUCACGACAUUGCCCACUAAAAAAAAAAUCCAAUGAACCAAAUGCAAGAGAUACGGAAAACUUAAGACUCGUGUAACUGAGAGGGUGAUUAUUACCCCAUAGCUGGUGGAUGUUUUUUUCCAGGUUCUUUAAAAGACGGUGUGUCCCAAUUUACAUAUACAUGACACGAAGCCUCUUUUCGAUGGGUUUGCGUGUCGGCGAAAGGUUUACCUCUCAAAUGAAAGCCGGAGGCUUCUUUUAUGAUAUCCUAAUUAGAAAGUUCACAAAUGGCGCUGACGAACGUCGCUGUUGUCGUCAUGAAUAUGAUGAUUAGGACAACAGAUGGUGCCCUUCUGCUGGACGACGGGCGCAGUUCAGCAAUUCAAAUUCCUCGUACUUAAAGGUCAACAGUUGCGUAAACACGGCUUGACUAGGUGCGAUCGAAGAUAGAAUGUAUAAAAGCUAUGAGAUGUGCCGUCAAAGAACGUAUUGUGAUCGAACACCUUGCAAGAUGAUCUCCAUUGAUCGGUUCCUAGUGGUUGUAGCUGUAGUUUUGCUACCUUCCAAAGGUACUGAAGCCUUCGGUUGGGGUUGGUUCUGGCCUACGACUACGGCCACCACAACCACUGCAUCGACGUCGAGCUCCGGAACGUCAUCCAGUGCCGCCGUCGCAUCCGUGUACAACAUCUCCAUCGGAAAUCGGGAGAAUACCAACGCCGAGCUUACCGACUACGGAACGAUGAUCAAUAAUCUGCAGAUCAAUCUGGCGCGGUUCAACGGAAGUGCCCUAACAGGAGAAGCAACCGAAAAUCUGUUAAAUGAAGCAAUCUACACCGUAGUGGACGGUUAUCGAAACGAGUCGGAAACUGUAGUCACCGGUCGUCUAGCGUGGAUCGACGAAGCCAUACGGGAUAUCGUAGGAUACGCUAGGGAGCUUCGCCGUGAUGAGAACAACCGUUGGUUGAAAGAAUUUCCGGAGCAUGUUAGGGCGAAUGUGGCCGCACUGAACGAAACCACUAGAAGCUGUUUGGAGCGGGAGGUGCUUGUGGAAGACUUGAUCCAGGCGGUUGACAACCGCAGUAGAAAUGGAUGCCUGGAGAGGAAACUUCUGGAAUUGUAUGAACUUCGCGAAGCAGCAAACAAUAACUUGACGGAGUUUCUUGCCCUCUCUGGGGACAUCGAAGAUCGACUGGAGGUUUGCGCGAACCCGGACUUUGUCGACGAGAUUAGCGACCUCUACCAGGAAGCUUGUGUUUCUUCGGUCCUACUGGAAGUGGAAAUGGAAUCACUCAAGCUGGGAUUCACCGUUGGUCGGUUAACGGCUGCGGCCGAACCUGUAUUGAGUCAAGCCAAGGCCGGUCUACUGGAAUGCGUUGCCGAUCUGGCUUUGUAUGCUUUCAAUGCUUCCCUAGGCCUUCGUCACUGGAUCAACGCUUGCACUACCCUAGAAUGAUGGUCUCAAAAGUGCAUAGUGAACAAACUGUAUCCUGCCAUUUCAAACAAUAAAGCGAUUAUUCGCCAUUCCCUUCCCCAAGAAAUAAGUUUUACUCAUCUGUGUAAAUCCAACCAGAUGUUACACAAAACUUCGACAAUUCUUGAAAUAUGAUGACCUCGGAUGUCCUCUCGGGAAACAGAUUCAGUAAUCGUCAUCAGCAUUGAGUUCGGACACAUCCAAAAGCAAAUUAACCUUUCGCACUGUCUCCGGUCGAUUUGAUGUUGACCAUCGCUUCCAAUAUACAUGGCACGGAAAGUUUUGCCCCAACCUGUGGUUGUGUGGUUAGGGAAAACUUUAUAAAUCCGUCCGUUGCCGCAUCUACGGGGAUCCCGGCAGCAGCGAAAACCAAAAGGUGAAGAGAUGAAAUAUUUCGAUCACGUUGCCCCCGAAAGGCCCAUCGCCCAUCGUAAGUGAGAAAGAGACGCUGAGCAGAGAUAGAUGAUGAUAUCGUUAAUGUUCCCGGAACGGAUCCAUGGAAGGAAAAUCGAAAAGACGAAAAACUUUUGCCAUUAGGUAGGGCUUUAACUUGACCUUAGUAGAAUGGGUAGCAACACAGGACGAAAUUGGGAUGGUGAGAAGUUGAUCGAAUUGAAAACGAUUUUUUUUUUUAUUAUUGUGAAUAAUGAGUUUUCUGAAAUGGGGAAGAAAGCAAAA
Molecule: messenger RNA, 2379 nt
Organism: Ochlerotatus camptorhynchus
Lineage: Eukaryota; Metazoa; Arthropoda; Insecta; Diptera; Culicidae
Exons: 2
Coding region: 682-1683 (333 amino acids)
Source: RefSeq, a predicted model, not a curated record